Molecule: messenger RNA, 316 nt
Organism: Oppiella nova
Lineage: Eukaryota; Metazoa; Arthropoda; Arachnida; Sarcoptiformes; Oppiidae
Source: the annotation of a GenBank genome assembly
AGUAUCUGCCGAUUGCAAGGAUGCUACUGGUGCUAAAGCGGUGGCAAACUUCAAACCCUGUUUUAUCCAAACAGAUUAUGGGAAGGGCUUGUAUGAGGUGGCUGAUAAAAACAAGUCUAAAGGGUUUGACAAUUGUGCGAUUGAGCUUGCUAAAGUCCUCAAAGGUAAGAAAAAUCCUGAUGAGAAAGAUGUCAAGAAAAUGCAGGAAUGUAACAAUGAACUCAUGAAAUCAAAGGAAGCUAUUUUGAAAUGCUAAUUAAACCUGCUGAAUAAUUAAAUUAAAUUAAUGCUGUAGAGAUACAGCUUAAUAGACUGU